Molecule: messenger RNA, 2977 nt
Organism: Coturnix japonica (Japanese quail)
Lineage: Eukaryota; Metazoa; Chordata; Aves; Galliformes; Phasianidae
Gene: TFEB
Product: transcription factor EB
Biological process (GO): humoral immune response; regulation of transcription by RNA polymerase II; positive regulation of DNA-templated transcription
Cellular component (GO): nucleus
Molecular function (GO): protein dimerization activity; DNA-binding transcription factor activity, RNA polymerase II-specific; RNA polymerase II cis-regulatory region sequence-specific DNA binding
Source: RefSeq, a predicted model, not a curated record
CCUCUCCCCCCUUACAGGGUCAUUUUCGUGCUUGGCCUGUGUCCCCCCGCCCCGCUGCACCAUGGCGUCCCGCAUCGGGCUGCGGAUGGAGCUGAUGAAGCAGCAGGCACAGCAGGAGGCCGAGCGGGAGCGCGCGCAGCAGCAGCUGAUGAUGAACUACAUGCAGCAGCAGCGCAUGCCAGUGGCCUCCACCCCCGCCAUCAACACCCCCAUCCACUACCAGUCCCCACCGCCCGUGCCUGGAGAGGUCCUCAAGGUGCAGUCCUACCUGGAGAACCCCACCUCCUACCACCUGCAGAAGUCGCGGGAUAAGAAGGUUCAGGCCUAUCUCUCCGAGACCUAUGGGAACAAGUUUGCUGCCCACGUCAGCCCUGCCAGCCAUUCGCCAAAGCCGCCCCCGGCUGCGUCCCCCAGUGUCCGGCCUGGCCAUGUCAUGUCCUCCUCUGCGGGCAAUAGUGCGCCCAACAGCCCCAUGGCCAUGCUCAACAUCGGCUCCAACCCUGAGCGGGAGUUUGAUGAGGUCAUCGAUGACAUCAUGCGCCUGGAUGAUGUUCUGGGCUAUAUGAACCCCGAGGUCCACAUGCCCAACACGCUGCCGAUGUCCAGCAGUCACAUGAAUGUCUAUAGUGGGGACCCCCAGGUGACCGCCUCUCUUGUUGGUGUCACCAGCAGCUCCUGCCCUGCCGAGCUCACCCAGAAGAGAGAGCUGACAGAUGCUGAGAGCCGAGCCCUGGCAAAGGAGCGCCAGAAGAAAGACAAUCACAACCUGAUUGAGAGGCGGCGAAGGUUUAACAUCAACGAUCGCAUCAAGGAGUUGGGGAUGCUGAUCCCCAAGGCCAAUGACCUGGACGUGCGCUGGAACAAAGGGACGAUCCUGAAAGCUUCUGUGGAUUACAUCAAGAGGAUGCAGAAGGAUCUGCAGAGGUCACGAGACCUGGAGAACCACUCUCGGCGGCUGGAGAUGACAAACAAGCAGCUACUGCUCCGCAUCCAGGAGCUGGAGAUGCAGGCGCGUGUGCAUGGGCUGCCCACCUCCUCGCCCUCAGGUGUCAACGUGGCCGAGCUGGCUCAGCAGGUGGUCAAGCAAGAGGCUGGUGCAGAUGAGGGGAUGCUGGAGCCGCUGCUGCCCACCCCGGACCCUGAGUCACAGCCGGUGCUGCCUCCACAGCCGCAGUCCCCCUACCACCAGCUGGACUUUACCCACAGCCUGAGCUUUGAUGACGGCUCCCAGGGCUUCCCAGACAGCCUGGAGCCCGGCCACAGUGCUUCCUUCCCUUCCCUAUCCAAGAAGGAGCUGGACUUGAUGCUGCUGCAGGACACCAUGCUGCCCCUGGCCUCCGACCCCCUGUUCUCAGCCGUGUCCCCCGAGGCCUCCAAGGCCAGCAGUCGCCGGAGCAGCUUCAGCAUGGAGGACACAGACAUGCUGUGACCAGGAGCUGCGCCUGCGCUGGGGGCGAGGACUGGGCCUUCCAGUUUGGUUAGUGAAGUCACAGGGCACCCUUCUUCCCGGGGGAGGAGCCCGUCCUGCUGAGCACUUGAAUCUACAUAGGAGUACAUUUUCUCUAUGCAACGGAGGUCUCGCUUCAAGGCUCACCAGGUACCACCGUGUCUUUUGCAAGCUUUUUUGUUGCCCAGAGUCGGAGCCGACCUUCUUGGCUUGCCGUGGCGUUGGCCUGGCUGCAGCUUUCCCAGCCAGGCAGCAUGAUCUCGGCUGCUUCACCUCCCAGCGCGUCCCCGCUGUGCUCCCUGUGCAGGGCUUGAAGCACGGAGCUCCACGUCCCGGUGUGAUGCUCACAGCUCUCUGCCUCGCUGCCCCCUCCCAGUCUUCCCCUGCAGUGCCACUGAUGGGUUUGUCAGUGUCACCUCCCUGCUUGGGCUCCUCCUGACAGUGCCUCACUGGGGGGAAGCGAUGCUCCAGUGCAAAUUCCCAGGACUUGGGAGGGGUUGUCCUAUUGAAUUGUGUCGCUUUGUUGUCCUGGAGGUGCAGCAGCUCCAUGUCCAUCAGCCUCCACCCCACAGAAGUGCCUCUGCCCUGGAACACCGCUCUGUGCUCUCAGCUGGGGAGCAGCACGUGGUUUUGAUGCCAGUUCUUUGAGCUGACAUCCCGCCCUGCAUCAGCACAGCAGCAGUGCCGGGGGUGGUCUCUGCCCACUGCUAAACCUGAGUGUUGCUGCUUGUCCCACUGUUGGCAAUGUGCUCCCAGCCUCACCCGUGGGGCUGUGGGGUCAUUGCUUCCCUGGCAGCAGGGGGGGGAACUGGGGGUGUGAGGGGGAACAGCUCAGAGUGAAAAUACUGCACUGAUUUGUAAAGCCCAAAAGGGGGACAUCAGGGAAGGCUGCAUGGAACUCUGCAGUGCCCCAUCAUAGCGCAGCACUGUGGGGCUGAGGUAGGUUGGUAGCAAGAGCCUGUGUGGGGAUGGGGGUCAGUGGGUUGAGGUGGGGAAGGGAUACGUGAGGCAGCCCCCGAGGAAUGCAGGAGAGAUGCCUGUGUGGUGUGGAGGGUGCGGGGAAGUGUGGAGGGUGGGGGGAGAGAAGGGGCAGAGGGGAGGGGGCAUCAGGGCUGGCAGGAGCCAGUGGAGUUGGGUCUGUUUCACCCCGUGUGUUCACCAGAGGCCUUUGGGCAUCACUGCCAUUAGUGCCUGCAAAGCCAGUGGUCCUUUAGGAUGGGACAUUGAUCCUUUAGGAUGGGACAUUGAUCCUUUAGGAUGGGACAAUGGUCCUCCAGGACGGCUGCACUGGACCCUCCUGCUGCGGGGGUGCAUCUCCCAGUGUGUGAGCAAGCAGCUGUGGAUUAUUGUUAUUUUCUAAAUCUUUUUGGAGGUUUUGUUUUUGUUUUUUGUUUUAUUUUUUAAUGCACUGUGCUCUGAUUUAAAAAAAAUGGAAAAAAAAAAGAAAUUUUACUACUGUUUUAUAAAGAAAUGUAUAAAAAAGAAUGAACUGGAAUGGAAGAAGAAUCAUUAAAGUAUAUUUAUUUACAA